AUGUUGCAGAAAUUCACUUUGUUUUGCAGAGAGGGCAUGUUAAAAAAGUUUGUGCCGUCAUUUCGGAUUGUCCGCCAAUCCUUCAGACUGUUGUCAAGUGAAAGUGAUGGGGACGAUAAAAAGCGACCACCAGGCAGCGCUAAAGAUGUGCUAGGUGACGAUCUGCUUGAUGCUGUCAAUGCCGUGGUUGAGGACCUUCAUGAAAGUGAUCCCACCACGAAAAAAGCAACUAAAAACACGUUGAUCUCGAAAUUGAUGUCUCAUGAGAAGGCGACGUUUGAUGAGGCAACAGGAGCACAAAUGCAGGAAAUGCUCGAUGACAAAGUUAUUCAGGGUUUGCUCAGUUCCGUGGCUGCUGAUGCAAAACCGCCCAGUACAGUACCAAAUAACCUCUCACAUUUUAAGGUUGCCGAAGAAUCCGAGAAACAGCAAAAAGUUAAAAGGGCGGAAGAGGAACAACGAUUUUACGAUUACGCUUACCAAAUGGCUGAGUUAAACGACAUUCUUGGCGAUGGAAGUAAAGCUCGUAAAACAAUCAAGCCUGAUCCAGCGGUGCCGUCAUUGCUGAAAGGAUCAAAACGGGCUUGGAAUAUGGAAGAACUUAGAGGGAUAAUCAUGAAUCAAUCGCUCGGACCAGAGAAUUCGUUCGAAGAGCAAAUAGAAUGGACAGAACAAGGGAAACAGUGGCCAUAUCCGAUUGAUAAUGAAUACAUGUUGGGGCACGAAGCUGAGGUUCCAUUCUAUGAGCACGUUUUCUUGGAGAGGCACCUCGCUGGCCUCGGGCUUCCAAAAGAUGGUCCUAUAGCGCACUUCAUGGAGUUGGUUUGCGUUGGUUUGUCGAAGAAUCCAUACAUGACGAUUGAGAAGAAAAUGGACCAUUUGAAGUGGUUUGCAAACUUCUUCAAUGAAGAGAAGCAAAAACUGAUCAAGAAAUUGCAUGAGGAAGAGCAGCUAGCUGCGCAGCAAUCCUAG
Messenger RNA from Ostertagia ostertagi, 972 nucleotides. NCBI's taxonomy places the organism in Eukaryota, Metazoa, Nematoda, Chromadorea, Rhabditida, Trichostrongylidae. The record is from the annotation of a GenBank genome assembly.